UUCGAAUCAAAGAACAGUUACUGUCAGCUUGGGACGCUUGACCGGAGAACGGCUUGUUUGUAAAUAAAUUGUACCGUUUUAGUUACUUUUGAUCUCACUUUUGUUGCAUUCUGUUUUAUAACAUUAGUUUAGCGAACAUUUUAGUAUUAUGUUGCACUACUCUCAAAUUAUAUUUUUAAUGGUAAUAAUCCCUGCGAAGAUUUAUAGCAACGAUGUAUGUGUUCAACAAGAAACGUGUUCAACCGAACAAACCAAGGAAGAAACACCUGUGAAUCUAUACAAUCCAUCUCACAACAAGUACUUCCAGUUAAUAGAAAAGGCCCUUGCUGACUACAAACCGUGUCAGUCUAUCAACUGUUCCUGUAACUUGGACGUACUUAAAGACGAUCUGCGACCGUUCAAAUCUGGUAUCACACGACAGAUGAUUGAGCAAGCCGGCUCAUACGGUACAAAAUACCAAAUAAUAGACAACAGGUUGUACCGACAGAAGGAUUGCAUGUUCCCUGCUCGCUGUUCAGGAGUAGAACACUUCAUCAAACCAAAUUUACCGACACUUCCAAACAUGGAUCUGAUAAUCAAUUGUCGUGAUUGGCCACAGAUUCACCGGAACUGGGGGCACAGAGAAAAGCUUGCAGUAUUAUCUUUUAGUAAAACUGAUGACUACCUAGACAUCAUGUAUCCAACAUGGGCUUUUUGGGAAGGUGGUCCAGCUAUUUCACUGUACCCGACGGGACUUGGACGAUGGGAUCAACAUAGAAGUUCGAUAAGGAAAUCUGCUAAACAAUGGUCGUGGAAAAACAAGAAAAGUAAAGCUUUCUUCCGUGGUUCUCGGACAUCAGAUGAACGGGACGCAUUGGUCCUCUUGUCACGAGCAAGACCAGAUCUGGUCGACGCACAAUAUACCAAGAAUCAGGCCUGGAAAUCGCCUAAAGACACACUGAAUGCAGAGCCUGCUGAAGAGGUUCGGUUAGAGGAUCAUUGCCAGUAUCGGUAUCUGUUCAACUUCAGGGGAGUGGCAGCAAGCUUUCGUUUCAAGCAUUUAUUCCUUUGUCAAUCUCUAGUUUUUCAUGUGGGUGACGAAUGGAAAGAGUUUUUCUAUCACUCCUUGAAACCAUGGGUUCACUAUGUGCCUGUUAAGGUCAAUGCCGGCCAGAAAGAAUUAGAAGAGCUGAUACUGUUUUUCCGAGAACAUGAACAGCUGGCAAACGAAAUUGCUGACCGUGGUUACCAGCAUAUUUGGAAUCACUUGCGAAUGAAGGACGUCGAGUGCUACUGGAGAAGGCUACUAAAGAGAUACGGAAAGUUGAUUGAUUAUGAGGUGCAGCGGGAUUACAGUUUGAUUGAAAUAUUUUAACGAGUUGUUUUAUUUUGUACGUUCAACGUUAGACUGUGUUUCACUACAUGCUUCUGUGCAUUCAUGAGCUGAAUUUACGAUCUCUCGUUGAAAUAAAUAUAUGAGUAGCAAUGUAAUGAUAAGAGUUUUAGGGAUGUUCACUUCUUUCGCGCAAUUAAUGGGAUAAACUAAUAAUAAUUCGAUGACAAUGCAACCACAAUAAUGCUUCAAUCGUUGAAAGAGUUGACUGUGAAUAAAGAAUGUUUAGUAAAAGUUGGGUUGGGUGAAAUUGCAAAUCAAAAAAUAUAUAAAUAUAUUUUCCUCUCACAA
This is a messenger RNA of Malaya genurostris, 1663 nucleotides long. RefSeq names its product O-glucosyltransferase rumi homolog. Gene Ontology annotation, biological process: protein O-linked glycosylation; positive regulation of Notch signaling pathway. Bases 149 to 1354 code for a protein of 401 amino acids. Gene Ontology annotation, molecular function: UDP-glucosyltransferase activity; UDP-xylosyltransferase activity. The record is from RefSeq and is a predicted model, not a curated record. NCBI's taxonomy places the organism in Eukaryota, Metazoa, Arthropoda, Insecta, Diptera, Culicidae. The transcript is spliced from 2 exons. Gene Ontology annotation, cellular component: endomembrane system.